Molecule: messenger RNA, 615 nt
Organism: Cladophialophora yegresii CBS 114405
Lineage: Eukaryota; Fungi; Ascomycota; Eurotiomycetes; Chaetothyriales; Herpotrichiellaceae
Exons: 2
Coding region: 1-615 (204 amino acids)
Molecular function (GO): dioxygenase activity
Source: RefSeq, a predicted model, not a curated record
AUGGCGAGUUACAACAAAGCCAGCAGAAAGCACAACGGGACCCUGCCCGGCUUCAAGGAAGGUCUCUACGCAUACCACACGCCCAUGCUCCAGUUCGCGCGGAAAAUGACCCAGAUCUUCGCGCUCGCCCUCCACCUCCCGGAGACGUACUUUGACGAAAGGACCCAGCGGCCCGAAGCCGGCAUGCGCAUCCUGCAUUACCCAGAACAGGCGGCGUCCGUGGACGACCAGAACGGCAUCGGCGCACACACGGACUUUGAAUGCUUCACCAUCGUCAACCAGGACAUGUACGGCGGGUUGGAGGUGCUGAGUAAAUCCGGGCGGUGGAUCCGCGCGAAGCCCGUCCCCAACUCGUUCGUGGUCAAUAUCGCGGACUGCUUCAUGAGGCAGACGAACGAGUACUUUGUCAGCACGGUGCGCAGGGUCAUCAACAAGUCUGGGGGCGAAAGAUAUAGUAUCCCGUUAGUUUAUGGGUUGGAUAGGCGUAUGCCGAUGGUGCCGAUCCCGAGUUGUGUGGGUGAAGAACGGCCCGCCAAGUACGAGGUCAUGACCGCGGGGGAGUAUUAUUUGUGGAGAGCGAAAAGGGCGAAGAUGGGGGAUAAAGAUGAGGAGUGA